Parastagonospora nodorum SN15 is the source of this 870-nucleotide messenger RNA. RefSeq lists its product as hypothetical. Bases 1 to 870 code for a protein of 289 amino acids. The record is from RefSeq and is a predicted model, not a curated record. Lineage: Eukaryota; Fungi; Ascomycota; Dothideomycetes; Pleosporales; Phaeosphaeriaceae. The transcript has a single exon.
AUGUCAUUCCCCGAAAGCCUUGUAGAGCAUCCUUUUGCUCGUAUUAACGUCUCGCCCGACGCCCAAGAAGUCAUCGAUGCGAUGAAAAAGGUUCAUGGCUUCAACGAAGCUGUCCACGAAAUCAUCUGUAAUACGAAGGCUUACAUGGAGAUGGUCGAAGAACAGCAGACCUUGGCCCCCAAGACCAAAGAGGAGCACCAAAAAGAACUUGAAGCCGUCAACAAAAAAGGAAAGCCCUGGAUUGGCAAGUAUCUGAGAUGUUUUACUGCAGAGUACUUGGAACAUGGCAAGAAUGAACUACGAACAUGGUCCUUUCCCAAGAUAGUGUGGGAGCACUUCCAGCAGAUGGUUCGCACUCUGUACCCUGAUACAGGCUGUCCUGAACCUGAUAUAUGCUUUAACAAGUACGGCAUAACCCUCUUCGACACCUGGGAUACGUGGGCAGCAGCGUGUCCUAACGUUCCUCCUUUCCUUCGGGUCUUCAAUCAACUCCCCGCUUAUGCGGACUUCGCCUUCCAGGAAAUGGAGAUACGAAAGAUGGACAAAGACCAACGCUAUCUCCAGUUAAUAUAUCAGGUAUGGUGCGGCCCCAGACUGUGUGGCACGAUGCAGAGCGAUGGAACAUGUCAUCAUGCAGGUCAAAUGCAUCAGUUCACGAAGAAGCCGAGAGGUUGGAUGAACGGCAGAGGCUGGACAAGUGGUAAUGCGUACCAGAUAGGACAUGAGACGUCUGUGGACUUGGGCGAACAGCAUUGGGUUGCCAUAUUCGACAUGGAAGAUGGAACACUCGUCAAGAAGCGCGAUUACGAUUGGACCGAGUUCUACGACGAUUGGUCCAAUGGUUAUCCGCAAAUUUAUUAUCAUGAUUGA